CACAUGCUGCUGCGUAUGUGAUGUCUCCUCCUCUUCGACCUAAUCGUGAAACUCCAACAGUUUUGAUGAAAUUACUGUCUAGUGGUGUGUUGCAAACUACUGGAUCAGAUAACUGUACCUUCAACAUGAUCCAAAAAGAAAUGGGGGUAAAAGAUUUUACUAAAAUCCCUAAUGGUGUCAAUGGUGUAGAAGACAGAAUGUCAAUUAUAUGGGACAAAGGUGUAACGACCGGCUUACUUGAUCCUUGUCGCUUUGUUGCUGUUACUAGUACAAACGCUGCCAAAAUAUUUAAUAUUUAUCCCCAGAAGGGCAGAAUUCAAAUUUCCUCCGACGCAGAUGUUGUUGUAUGGGGUCCACACGCAACACGCAUAAUUUCUUCUAAAACACACCAGCAACGUGUUGAUUUUAAUAUAUUUGAAGGUAUGAAGGUUAGCGGAGUUCCUGACUAUGUUAUUUCAAAAGGAAAUGUUGCUGUUGAAUAUGGCAAAUUACACGUUACUCAGGGUACUGGACAAUUUAUUCCAACGGAACCAUUUUCGCCUUUUGUAUAUGCUCGUUUACAACAGAAAGAGAUACCUCCAACUCCCAUUCUUCGUGAUACGCCUACUGAUAGAGUUUUUAGCACUUUUGUAGGUGUUUCAUCUUCAGAACAAUAGAAGUAAGCAAUGUAGUAUAGAAUUUCAUUUCUAUAAAGC
Molecule: messenger RNA, 695 nt
Organism: Stegodyphus dumicola
Lineage: Eukaryota; Metazoa; Arthropoda; Arachnida; Araneae; Eresidae
Product: dihydropyrimidinase pseudogene
Source: RefSeq, a predicted model, not a curated record